AUGAACAACAUUGAUUUACGACUGUCAAAUCCAUUUAAUAGUCAGAACGGAUCUUGGGCAUCUGAUCCCAAAAUGAAACAUGACAUCGAUCAUAUUCUUCGGAAUUAUGCUAAUACUCCUUUCGGUGAUCCAAUGACGGAGAAUGAGGCCUUAAUGGUUUUAGGUAUAACCCCGGAUGAAAUCUUAACUUUAAACAAACAAACUGUGAAAAGUAGAUACAGACAAUUGAUGUUAGCUAAUCAUCCGGAUAAACAUGGAUCGAAAUACUUGGCUCAAAAGAUUAAUCAAGCGAAAUCUGUAUUGGAAAAUAGCAAAUUGGUUGAAUGA
Lizanozyma spartinae is the source of this 327-nucleotide messenger RNA. RefSeq names its product Mdj2p (gene MDJ2). The coding region runs from base 1 to 327 and encodes 108 amino acids. Lineage: Eukaryota; Fungi; Ascomycota; Pichiomycetes; Serinales; Debaryomycetaceae. Gene Ontology annotation, biological process: protein import into mitochondrial matrix. The record is from RefSeq and is a predicted model, not a curated record. Gene Ontology annotation, molecular function: ATPase activator activity. Gene Ontology annotation, cellular component: PAM complex, Tim23 associated import motor. The transcript has a single exon.